Messenger RNA from Epinephelus lanceolatus (giant grouper), 1415 nucleotides. Lineage: Eukaryota; Metazoa; Chordata; Actinopteri; Perciformes; Serranidae. The record is from RefSeq and is a predicted model, not a curated record.
UCCUUCUGUGUCCUACAGGUUCAGGUGUCCUGGUCCAGGUGUGUUCCAGUGUGCUUUGACUGGACUGGUGUUUGUUAUGGCUCAGGAGGCGGAGCUGCUGUACAACACUGUCCAAUGGGACGAGAUAGUCCUCCAGUCAGCUGGCAAGAUGGCUGCAGGGCCGCUGUUUGAAAUCAAGUGUUCAGAGGAAGCUGCUGUCUGUCAGCUCCACCUCCCACACUGUGAAAUUAUGGAUGCUCCGCUCCCUGAUGGACUGUUGUCUGUCGUCCACAUCACUGAUGAUGGAAUGAGCAUCGUGGAGCCGCUGGAGAUUACACACACUCAUGUGGUUGUGAAGGUCUGUCACCUCUCUGCCUUCGGCCUGAUCUGGGAUCCCAUCAAAAGGCUUCUGAACAUCAUGCUGCCAAUAACUGGCCAAGUUCUGCUGUUCCUCCGACCUCCCAGCAGAAGAUAUCAAGUACUCAAUGUAUUACUGCUGCCCAGCAACGUCCCUCUAACUGAGGUAAAGCUAUCUGUCAUACGUGUCACCAUCUGCCUAAACUCUUGUUUUAAGAUGCAGCUGUUUCAACAAAGGAGAUUCAGGUCAGUCACACUUUGCUUCUGUUCUUUAUAAACCUUCUCAUGCUGUGGUAAGAAUCAAAAUCAAUCUGAACUCUCAUGUCUCAUGUAUUUCUGCCUGCCAGGGUCAUUUGUGAUUCUUCAAACCGGUGGCGUAAAAAGUCAACAGUGGCCAUAACAAGUCCAAAAUGAAAUACUGAGUAUUCUAAACAGAAAACAACCUUUGUAAUCUAUAUAAACUUAAUGGUUUACCUCUGUGGGGAAAAUGUUAAAAACACUUGCAGUGAUGGAUCACUCUGCUGACAAGUCUUACAGAAAGAGUUCAUGGACUUCUAACACUUGUGUAUUUAUUCCAGUUUCAGUGAAGUACACACAACACACAGUGAUGUAGGAAGAAGUUUUUUAUGGACUCACUUAGUUCCAGAAACUGAAAGACUUUAGAAAUGACCAGCUGAGAGAGGAGGUUUACGGCUCCUGGAAUUGCAGUUGGAAUUAAUAUUUGCUGAAACUAUUAUUUCACUUGGUUGGAGGAUGUGAAUCACCCUCCUGGAUGCAACUUGAACGUCACAUAUUAAAGGUGGAGUAGGGCAUUCUGGAGAGAGAUUGAUUUUUGAGUCUUAUUUUCAGGGUCCGGAUGGACAAAGCACUCAAAGUUAAGAUUUUCCUUUAAAUAAAAUCAGCUGCACAAAAACAUCCUCAAGUCUUCUCCUCAGGUUUUUCUCCUUAUCUUGGUCUUAUAUUUAAGGAAAUGCUUAAAGUUGGUGAAACCGUUGCACAGACGACCUCAGCAACUAAACUGAGGCAAAAAACAUGAGGUACCUCUGACUGCAUCUUAACGGCAACAUGGCUGAGUUUAU